GUGAGUUGUCAUGGACUUUGUGCUGUUUUCUCGGAAACUGAAAUAGUAUCCCCUCGUUUCAGUGUUUUGACACGGAUCGUCGCUUGAAUAUCGAAUGAGUUUAGUACAGUUUAACUGACGAUCGUCAUGGAUCCUCUCUUUAAGAAUCUCAAGAAACAAGUUACUUGCUCGAUUUGUCUCGAUACCUACACCGAACCCAAAACCAUAUCAUGUCUUCACACAUUUUGUUGUGAGUGUUUAGAGAGACAUGCAAGAGUGAGCCAGAGACAAGGGAAAUUCAGAUGCCCCGAGUGCCAGGCAGAAAUCGAUUUACCAGAAGGAAAUCGCUUCGACCGUUUGCCUAACAGCUUUUUCCACAAAAGUCUGUUAGGUGUCAUUGAGGCAGAAGAUCGCCAAGCCAUUCCGAGGCAGCAACAGGGCACUUGCUCGCAGCAUACGGAAGAAAGAGUACGUUAUUACUGCUCCUCGUGUGAGGUGUAUGUUUGUCCGAUUUGCGUCACCGAAGACCACAGAGGCCAUGCGUUUGACGUGCUUGAAAAAGCAGUGCAAGAGGGAAAGAAAAGCAUAAUGUCUGCUGUCGAGACCAUCAAGGAAAAGGCAACUUUGUUUGGAGCAGAGCUAAGAAAAUUAGAGGAAACUUCAGAGGAUGUGGAAAUGAUUAUCGCGAUCGCUAAACAAGAAGUGUCGGAGGCAACUGAACACGUGAUCACAAAGACGCGACAACAAGAAAAACAGCUUUUAGAGUCCUUAGAAAUGACGCGUAGGAAGAGAAUAGAGCGAAUCAACUCGGCUAAACAAGAACUGGAAUCUCUAAUAAAAAUAAUAAACCGAGCAGCUGAAUUUGCGGAGAAUCUGGUGCAGAGAAGAUCAAAUCGGGAUAUCAUACAGAACAAAAAUAAAUUAAGGCAGAAACUUGAAGAGCUUCGUGGAGUUGAAGUUCCAAAACAUCGCCAGGCUACAUUUGUCAAAUUUAUCGCCGCAUCGCAACACAACUUUAAACUGGGUUCUAUUCAAGUCUCCGAAAAGCCGGAAAUCGCAGUGAAAUCAACUCUAGAAGGAGUGGAUCAAACGUUUCAGGUUGGUGCAGAAGCAAAGUUUAAUGGCGAUAAACAACCGACCUGUCCCUUAACUGUGCAGGUAAAAGAACGUAAACCUGUUGUGGUCAGUGAGUUGAAGUUAAGGCUCUUUCCAGGGGACACGCUUGAACGGUUAAAUGGAAUUGCUGUGAAUACAGAAGGCCAGUUAGUUGUGACAGAUAACUCAGGCCACUGCGUUUAUGUUUUUGAUAAAAAUGGCGACUGUUUGAGAAAAACUGGAGGCAAGGGUAGCAAUACAGGAGAAUUUCAGUACCCUAAUGGCAUUUCGUUUCUAAAUGACAACGAAGUCCUGAUUGCGGACUCAGGCAAUUACAGAUUACAAAGACUUAACAUUCAGACAGGAACUGUUGUGAAAAGUUACGGAAAAAAAGGCCGAAAAAAAGGAGAGUUUAGCUGGCCAGUAGACGUUACUGUGGAUGAUGAAGAACGCAUUGUUGUAACCGAGAGGGACAAUAAUAGGAUACAGGUGAUGUCAAAGGAAGGAGAGUCUAUUUUCACAUUUGGAGACCAAGGCCCAGAGAAACUUUUAUGGCCAACCUGCUGCAUUCCUUACAAAAACAUGUUUCUCGUAACUGAUGCAGGCCACCACUGCAUAAAAGCUUUUGAUCAGUCAGGAACAUUUUUAUACAAGUUUGGCAAAGAAGGGUUUCAAGAUGGAAAAUUUCAAACGCUGUAUGAUUUGCUUGUAGACAGCUCCAAUAAUCUUUUAGUAUGUGACUUUGGCAAUAACCAGGUUCAGCAGUUUUCUUUAGAUGGUCGCUUCACCGGCAAAAGUAUCACUCAUUUAUCUAAGCCUGUGGCGAUAACAAAAGCACCUUGAGCCUUACCUGUGUUUUGUUUUAUUUUUAAUGUUGUUUUAUCACUGGAAGAACUGAUAGCGAUUAUAUCAAGACUCACAAUUACUCUUAGAGACCAAAACCUUUAGACCCGAAGUAAUUAGCCCAGGUCUUUCAAGUUCGUCAGUUUCAAGCCGUUUUAAUCUUCUCCAUCCCUCACCACUUAGCCAUCCAUAUUUCUUCUCGGUUUAUUAAUAUCCUCUUUAAUUUUUUUUUCUCCGAUCUAAAGUUUUUCUUUAAGUUCGAAGAAUUUCUGCGCAUUGUCAGUAGCAAUUUGAAUAAUUUAGAGCAAGAACUUUAAGGGUAGUAGAAAAACUACAUGCUGUAUAGAAACAUUUAACAAGUUUGACUUUUUUUAUAGGCUGAGAAUAUAUAGGUGGAAAACGUUAAGACCAUGUGCUGCUUUUUAUAACCAUUGAUUGUUUAGAAUAGAUUUAUUAAGUGUUUUUCAAUCUAAGAAAAUACAUUGUUAAUUAAGCUUUAAUUCAAGAACAAUUUAUGAUUGCAUAAUUUCACAUGCAUAAGUGUUUAACAAGCACAAGAAGUAAGGUGACAACUGUUUUUAAAAAUGGACAUCUACUGGGUAAUUACGUCAUAAUUAGAGGUGUUUAAUGAUUUUCUAACUAAACUGAAGUGUUAGCUCUAAGCUGUUUUGAAAAAAAUAGUCUUAGGUUUUGUCCCACAUAACGAGGCGAGACAA
Molecule: messenger RNA, 2633 nt
Organism: Pocillopora verrucosa
Lineage: Eukaryota; Metazoa; Cnidaria; Anthozoa; Scleractinia; Pocilloporidae
Source: RefSeq, a predicted model, not a curated record